Molecule: messenger RNA, 1025 nt
Organism: Prorocentrum cordatum
Lineage: Eukaryota; Dinophyceae; Prorocentrales; Prorocentraceae
Source: the annotation of a GenBank genome assembly
GCCCAGCGUCCCCCGGCGGUAGCCCUGCCGUUGCCUGUGCGCGCGCUAGGUCAAUAAGUUGUGCUCGUAGCCCGAGCCGACUUGUGACGCCGCCGGCGCCUUCGCCUGCGGUUGCGACAAAAAAACCCCACCAGUUCCGUAGCCUUGGCUCAAGGUCAAGGGGUGAUACUGGCGGCAGGCGUUUUCGGGCUUGCUCUUGCACGCGUUACAUGAAAAGUUAGUUUACGCACGCGCGCAGCCAGCGUCUCGUUCGGCAUGAUGGCGCGCAGCUUGGCCGCACUGGCUGUCGUCUACAUCGCGGACGCCUUGCUAAUCAUGGAGCCGCCACUCCGGGAGCCUCCGUUUGACCACGCGAGGUGCACCACAGUGCUGAGGGAACGCGGCGUGCCGUUCUCGCUGCGGGACGCGCGCGGCAAGGACCUUGUCGCGGAGGCCGCGCGCCUCCGCCGCUCCCGCGACCGCCGGGGCCCGUGCCGCCGCCCGAGCCGCUGGUGAUGAAGACCGUUGCGCUACACCUGCGGCUGCAGCGCGCUCCGUCGGCCUUCACCAGCACGGCGGCGAUCGUCAAUGGCAAGGGUGAGCCGGUUUCCAGGCUCGCGGUGACCGAGCAGCCAGUCUUCCGCUGUGAGAAUCAUGGCGCCGUGCUGGUGGGCGUGAGCGGCGCGUUCAGGGGCGGCCUGAGGGUGAACGGGAGCACCCUGGAGUUCGAUGCGGACCCCGCCAACAGGACGCCCAAUCUGCGCGACGUCGUCGCUCAACGGCCAGAGUCGUUGGAGGACUACGGCCUAGUCGACUGCCAGAAGGGCCCCAGACCCCCGCAGCCUUAGCCGGACGGGCCCCAGACCCCCCUGGCCAUAGCCUCCAGAGGCUUACCCUCGCGGGCUCAAAAGAGCCCCCAGCCCUAGCCGGACGGGCCUCGGGCUGCUUCUGCCUCAGCCGGGCGGGCCCCAGAGCUCCCCAGCCUCAGCCGGACGCGCUGCAGAGCCCUCAGCCUCUUGGCCGGACGGGCCGCCUUCAUCCCCCAG